GUUGGUAUUUUAUAAACUGUGAAGAGAGAGUCCUCUGAAGUCUGAACUCUGAAGUUCUGAACUAUGAAGUUUGGAAUUCCUAUUUGCCAGUCUUUGGCAAUGGUUGCUUAUGUCAGUAUUUUUCACUAAUCUGAAUCCAUUUUGGAAAUUAUGUUUGCUAGAAAAAUGAUUGAUAUUAUAAUUUAAAUCUUAUCAUUAGAUGUUUAAACCAAACUACAUCUCAGACUCAGAGGCCUGAGCUUCAACUCCUAAGUAAUUGUUGCCGACUUGCUGUCAUACCUAAGUCAUAACACAUGUCGAUGUCAUAACUCAUAAUGACCCAUAAAGUAAUGGUUAACCUCCCUGAACCAAGAAGAAUUAAGGCAAAAGAUGUAUUUGGAUCCUUCCUCAUAGAUCAUCAUGCUGCUGACAUCCUACUGCUGAUGAAGUCAUCUUCUGCUUCUACCUUUUAUUCCAUAGAAAUAAAUUUCAUGCCCCUGAUGCAGCAACAUGUGGAGGUGGCUGAAGCACUCCUAUCCAAGCCAGAACGUCUGCUGCCAGUUCUUAGUGAUGCUAUCAUUCAAGUGCAGAAAGAUCUCCUCCUAGUUCUCAAAGCAGCCAAUGACCAUGCUUCUGCUUCACCAGAAAGAACAGCAUUGAUGACUAAGCAUGGUUUGCGUGAUGUUGAUGUUGAGAUCCUGGAUGUGAAAAAAGAUGUUCAUCCAAGACUUGUUGGUGUUCCAUGUCCUGCAGAAACUCGUGUUCCAAGAUCAGCUGAUAUUGGCUCCCUGCUCAGCUUCUCUGGCACGGUGGUGAGGGUAACGGCACCUCGGCUGCUGCGUCACACUCUUCUGUAUACUUGCGACGCUUGUAAACAUCCUGUGGAGGUUAAGGGCGAUCAUGACCAGUACUACGCCGCGAGCAAGCCCCUGCACUGCACCAACCCUCACAUCAACUGUUAUUCCAAAAAUUUCUCAUCUGCCGUAUUGCCUGAUGCUCAACACACGAUUGAUUACCAGGAAGUAAAAUUGCAGGAACCAACGAGCUCUGGUGCAGGAGGUGCGGGCAACAGCCUCCCCCAGAGCGUGUGGGUGACGCUCCACUACGACUUAGUCGAUUCCUGCAAGCCUGGGGAUGAUGUCUUGGUGUGCGGGACUGUGGUGAGGCGUUGGCGGCCCGUGGCGCGCGACGCGCGACCCUCCGUCGAGGUCGUCAUCAAAGCCAACAACGUCACCGUGCGGAACAAACAUGAAGGCAACGCGGCAAUCAAGCCCGAGCAAGAGGCAGAAUUUCAGGAAUUCUGGAGCCGUUACAAGCACAAGCCUCUCUGCGGCCGAGACGUGCUGCUUGCCUCCGUCUGUCCCCAGAUCUACGGGCUGUACCUGGUAAAGCUUGCGGUAGCGGUGGUGCUGUGUGGUGGGGUGCAACGUGUGUGUGGCGGCGGAGGCAACCGCGUCAGAGGGGAGCCUCAUCUGCUGCUUGUCGGAGAUCCUGGCACCGGCAAAUCUCAGCUGCUGUCGUGGGCGUGUAGCGCCGGCAGUCGUUCGGUCUUCACGACGGGCGUGGGCAGUUCGGCUGCAGGGCUCACGGUGGCCGCCGUCAAGGAGCCUGGGGGCGACUGGGGACUUGAGGCAGGAGCCUUGGUGCUGGCAGAUGGGGGCUUGUGCUGCAUAGACGAGUUCAGCAGCGUGCGGGAGGCCGACCGCGCCGCUAUUCACGAGGCCAUGGAGCAGCAGACCAUCAGUGUUGCCAAGGCGGGGAUGGUGUGCAAGCUGAACACUCGAUGCAGCGUCGUUGCAGCGACCAAUCCCAAGGGACGCUAUGAUCUCUCUGUGCCCCUGAACCUGAACGUAGGCGUGGCGUCUCCAUUACUCUCGCGGUUUGACCUCAUCCUUGUUCUCUUGGAUACCGAGAAUGCAAACUGGGACAAGUUGGUGUCGAGCUACAUUCUAUCUGAGGGAGCGCUGGGACGCUUCCCUGCAGACGCUGUCGUUAGUAGUGGCUUGUGGAGCCUCGACAAAAUGCGCACGUAUUUCCGGUAUGUGAGGAAACUUCAGCCUAAACUUUCCGCAGCCGCUGACGAGAUUCUCAGCCACUUCUACCAGCUCCAGAGGAGGAGCGCCGGGCGCGAUCAGUCAAGAACCACCAUCAGAUUAUUGGAAUCGCUCGUUCGACUAAGCCAAGGCCACGCCAGACUUAUGCUGCGUGACACGGUCACUACCGAGGACGCCGUAGUGGCUGUGGGUCUCUGGGAGGCCGCCGCCGCCACACCUGCUGCCCUGUACGCGGUCUUCGGCGACCAGCAGCCACGCAAUCCAACAUCCACUCUUCACUCCGGUUUUCCUCUAGAGCCAAUUAUGCACUACAGAGAGCAAGCAAAAUCUUUAUUGCUUCGGUUGGGAUUAGAAGAAGUUUGGCAUGAAGAAUCCAACAGGCUCGACGAAGAGGAUCGCCUUGCAUCAGAAGACGUGCUUGCCGAGAUCCUUAAAGCUGCCGAUGCCCCCGAGAAGCACACGACGAUAACGACGACCGCAGAGUGUCUUCCUGCUGACACGGUUUCUAACACGCAGCGUGGCAGUAACUCCUUCAGCUUGCGGCCAGGACGACACGUUCCCCACUCACAGAACCCCGAAUUCUCUAGCGUGCAAGCCUCUCGCAACUCCGCAUUUAUUGCCUGCGCCACGCAAGACGCUCGGCGCAGAGAUGUCAUCGAGGAACUGGAAGACGUUCCUUUGUUUUCAACCGCUCUAGUGACGAAUAAAAAACCCUCGGCACGACAAAAAACAAAGAAGAAAGUUAAAAGAAAGCAAAAGAGCCCUAGUGAAAGUAUCAGCAAAUGUUUUACGAAGCUCAAAACGUCGCGUACCAGAAAACAACGACAGGAACGUUCCGAGGAGAAAAUGUGCAUCGAAAUCUCGUCAGCGAGCUCCAAUCAUGCCAGUUCAACAGAAUCCGACUCAGAAAUUGAUAUUCCAUGCGUCGGUGAUGACUCUCUUUUUGGCGUUGAAAGUGCUAAGAGCGAACUGCACAAAAACUCUGAAAGUAUCGCAGAUGCCCGCAAAAGUGCUGGAAGUGUGAAUAACGUUGAAGAGAUAGGAAACGUUGCACCUAACGUAUGUGGCGGGAAGAAAGAUAAUGCAGUUAUUUCUAAUGGUUCUUUAGUUGAGCCUAACACAUUGAGUAAUGAAAUAUCAUCCAAGAGAAAACAAUCAGAGGAAUCACCAUUUUGUGUCAAUUCAAAUUUCAAAAAAUCCCGGCAGGUAAGAGGGAAAAAGGUUUCUUUGUCUAAAGAAAACUUUAAUAAUAGAACAAUCGAAGAUAGCAAUGGAUGGACUCCUAAUGAUCGAAAAACAACGCAUUGCACCAUCCGUCCCGAAUAUGAACACCGUGUGACUGUACCCGGGGGCGUUCCUGGGGAUAAUUCCUCUGGUAAUAGUAACUUUAUGAAAACAAAAGCAUCGGACGUUAAAAGCGAUGAAAAAUUUGCCGCGAGGGACGAUCGCAAAAUCAUAGCCCAGGAAACUUGUGAUAUAAGGUUGACUGCCAGCCCCGAUGUCGUACAAGGAAUAAGCAAUGAUUCUCUUCACCUGUGCGACAGAGAACCACAAAACACGAAACCAGUGAAUCUCGAUAGAUCGACAAGCUUAGAUUCAGUCAGUUUAUCUCAGAAAGCUCGUUCGUUUCUCCGCAAAUUCUCUUUCUCUCAUAAAGUCAAAUGUAGCGGCAUAGGAUCAACUUUGGUUACCAUUGCCGCAGCUGCUGCAGAUAAGAAUAUCACACCUGAAGCUAAUCCUAUCAGCGAAGAGGUUACCAAGAAAAAAAUGCCUGCAGUAGGUGGGGGUCAGAUAAGUGCGGGUCCCGGGCGCAGUGUUGAAAUGGACCACUCAACUCCAGAUUUCGAGGUGUCCUCUGACUCUGACAUGAAAUCUUCCAGCUGUGGAGACGCUGGGGAGGAGAAUGCUACUCACACUUCCAGACAAAAACUUCGCUGCAAGCUUGUCGCUGUGUCGCGCAGUUCAGCGUCAUCGAAUUCGAUUUCUGCCAAGCUUAAACGAUUCGCUUUCAUUCCAAAGGAUCUAGUAGAUGAUCCAGUAAAUAGUUUGCCUUGUGAUCAAGCUACUGAGAAACUUGAACUAAUAAAAUCCUCUAGUCCUUGCGCUAAAAAACUUGUGGAGAAGAGUAAGGUUGAGGAUGUGAAGAUUACUGCCGGCUUUUCUAGGUGCAAGUCCUUCAAUAAAUUCGCCAGUUCUCAAGAUUUGGAUGAUGACUUCAAUUUUUGAGUUUUUCCUGUCGAAAAUCGGUCGACCUUAUUCACUUAUUCACGUCAGUAGCUUUAAUUUCGUUAUUCGAUAUUCACGUCAGGAGCUUUAAUUUCGUCUAAAAUUUAUUUCAAUUAUUCUAAAUUAUAGUUGUUUAUUUAUUUUAAUAAUUUAUAGAAGGCCAUUAUAGUCGAUGCUCUCAUUUUGCUGAUGCUCUCAAUCCUAUUGAUGAUCUCACGAAAUUGAAUUUUUGUAGGUUUUCAAAUAUUAUAAAAGUUUUUGCCAGGUCUGGAGGGAGGCUCGCUCCAACUUGCUUGGGGAGGAGCAUCAGAUGUAUCACCCGUUUGAUUAAUAUAUGGUGGUGGUAUGGAGUGCGGAUCCUAUGAAAAUUUCGCAUCAAUGUAUAAAUUGCAAAUUGAUCGGUACUUAGCCUGGUAGUCCCCCAUGAAAACGUUUAAUAAAUGGAACUUCUGUAA
Hyalella azteca is the source of this 4714-nucleotide messenger RNA. Its product is annotated as DNA helicase MCM9. The transcript has 16 exons. Gene Ontology annotation, molecular function: single-stranded DNA binding; single-stranded DNA helicase activity; ATP binding. Bases 315 to 4259 code for a protein of 1314 amino acids. Gene Ontology annotation, cellular component: MCM complex; nucleus. Gene Ontology annotation, biological process: double-strand break repair via homologous recombination. NCBI's taxonomy places the organism in Eukaryota, Metazoa, Arthropoda, Malacostraca, Amphipoda, Hyalellidae. The record is from RefSeq and is a predicted model, not a curated record.